CAACCGUAGUUUUAUCAGAGAGGAGUGGGCGGUCAAGCUCUCAACUCUUCUCCAGCAAUGGCAGCCUCCACGGAGACUUGUCGCCGCCCACAUCCGCCGGUGACGGACAACAACCUGCGCAGCCACCGCCUUCACCAACCUACGGCAUGGGGAGCCUUCUUUCUUGGUUUCAGGCCAUGCACUCCAACGCAGUGCCAGUCCAUGAAGAACAAGGCUCAAGUAAUGAAAGAAGAGCUAAGGACGACGAUACUAGAUUCAGGUUCUGCUGAUCUGUCUCUGAAGCUUGAGCUUGUGGAUACGCUGCAGCGGCUUGGUUUGGACUAUCACUACAAGAAGGAGAUUGAUGAUUUUCUGUGUGGGAUUCAUGAGGCCGGUGAUGAAGCCAACGAUCUUCACACGACGGCUCUUCGGUUUUAUUUGCUAAGAAAGCAGGGAUGCAAUGUUUCACCAGAUGUAUUCCUAAAGUUCAUAGAUGCCGGAGGAAACAUUACUUGCAAUGACACAAGAAGCCUAUUGGACAUGUUCAACGCUGGCCAUGUUCGAACCCACGGAGAAGAAACACUCGACCGCGCGAUUGUUUACACCAAAUAUCAUCUCCAGCGUUUCCUGGAGCAAUCGCUGUCACCAUCAGUGUUGCUCGAUGAGGUGCGCCACGCGCUAGAAACGCCUCUUUUCAGGCGGCCUAGAAGAGUUGAAGCGAGGCACUACAUCUCGGUUUAUGAGAGAACGAGUACAAGGAACGAGGCCAUCUUGGAGCUAGCGAAGCUCGAUUUCAGUAUUCUGCAAAGUCUGUAUUGUGAGGAGCUGAGGGAUCUUACACUGUGGUGGAAAGAACUCCAACUCCAAGAGUGUUUGAGCUUCGCAAGGGACAGGAUGGUGGAGAUGCACUUUUGGAUGCUAGGUGUUUUAUUUGAGCCACAACAUUCAUACGGACGAAUCAUGCUCACAAAGCUCUUUACAUUUGUGUCGAUAUUCGAUGACAUUUACGACAGCUACAGCACCUUAGAAGAAAGCAAGCUCCUCACCAUAGCAAUGGAAAGGUGGGAUGAGGAAGCCGCUGAACAACUCCCAGGGUACAUGAAGUUCUUUUACCACAAAGUACUUGCGACCGUAAAGGUCAUCGAAGAAGACUUGAAACGUGAAGGACAUAAGCAUUCUGACUAUGUAAAAAAGCUACUAAUCGAUGCUACGAUUUGCUACUACAACGAGGCAAAAUGGCGCGAGGAAGGCGACGCGCCUGCUACCGUUGAGGAGCACCUACAGUUCUCUAUGCCUAGUAGCUGCUGCAUGCACGUACCGGGUCUUGCCUUCGUCGCCAUAGGCGCCACCAGCGACGCCAUGGACUGGGCCAUGACCUAUCCGAAAAUCAUACGAGCUUCCUGCAUCGUGGGCCGCGUCAUCAACGACGUAGCUUCACACGAGCGAGAGCGGGAGCAGUACUCCGGGCAGCAGCAAGGCAUGUCGACGGUGGAAGCAUGCAUGAAGGAGAACAACUACACCUCCAAGGAAGACGCGUACCACAAGCUCUGGGAGCUCAUAGAGGAGUCGUGGAUGGACAUCACCGAGGAGCGCCUGAGGCCGCCGGCCUGGCAACCGGCGGCGCCGCUCCUGGAGGCGGUGGUGGAUGCGACUCGCAUGCUGGACUUUCUGUACAAGGAUCACGACGCGUACACUGCCCCACAAGCGCUCAAAAGGGUGACAGAUUCCAUAUACGUGGAUCCUAUAUAG
Lolium rigidum is the source of this 1728-nucleotide messenger RNA. Its product is annotated as (E)-beta-caryophyllene synthase-like. The transcript has 7 exons. The record is from RefSeq and is a predicted model, not a curated record. Lineage: Eukaryota; Viridiplantae; Streptophyta; Magnoliopsida; Poales; Poaceae. Gene Ontology annotation, molecular function: magnesium ion binding; terpene synthase activity. The coding region runs from base 58 to 1728 and encodes 556 amino acids. Gene Ontology annotation, biological process: diterpenoid biosynthetic process.